AUGCGUCUCUCUUCCCUUCGUGCGCUGUACAUCACUUGUAACAAUCAAUUGUUCUCCGAUUGCUCACUGAGCAAUGAUACGUCAUGUUUCUGUGCCAGCAGCUCACGCCCCACCGACCUGUUGGAUUGUGUUGCAAAUAAUUGCACGACUAAGGAAUUUUUUACUACAAAACGGCUGUAUGAACAAGAAUGUGACAUCACACCACUCAAAGGCCCUCCACUGGUCAGCGGCUCAACUCUAGUUCCUCUUAUUCUCGCCUCAUUUUUCUUUGUUGCGAGAAUUGUUGCUAAGAGUAUCGGUCUUGCUGGCGGAUGGGGAUGGGAUGAUUAUACAAUUAUCGUUUCAUAUGUCCUAGGAGUCGCUAUAUAUGUUCUCAAUAUAUACAUGAUCCGCAGCGGCUUUGGCCGAAAUAUCUGGGACAUCGACUUCCCCGACAUCACCAGUUUCUACCAGUAUUUCCAAGCUCUUGCUGUGACAUAUAAGAUUCAAAUUUCCCUCGCAAAGAUCUCCGUAUGCCUCUUCCUACUCCGCAUCUUCCAAUCGAGUACAUUCCGCUAUCUCGCAUACACGCUCAUUGCUAUAAACGCCGCCAUCGGUAUCAUCUGGGCUUUGGUGGAUUCUUUCCGCUGUUUGCCAACCCGAUUGAUAUGGACCGGCUGGACAAAUGAGGAAUCUGGGCAAUGCAUCAAUUUCAUCAACUCAACCUUCGUCAACUGUCUGGUGAACAUCUUUGUCGACUCGUUCAUGGUCGUGGUACCAGUGUAUGAAGUGACCAAGUUGCAAUUGCCUCUGCGGAAGAAGUUAACCGUGGCCUUGAUGUUCAUCGUGGGUUCUGUUCUAACAAUCAUUGCUAUAAUCCGAGUCAUCGUCUUCUGGAAAAACCGCUGGGGCAUCAACCAGACUGUCGGUUUGUACCCCCUCGUCCACUGGUCCGUGAUCGAAACCCAAAUCGCCGUCAUGUGCGCUUGUUUGCCUGCCUUCAGAGCUCUCCUUGGCCGAGUAUUCCCCGGAUUCCUGGGAGGUUCGUCACGGACGUACGCAUCUCCUGCGGUGGACUACUAUCAUAAACAGACGUCAGGGAAGGUGGCCGGCGCGACUGGUGCCGUAGGAAAAACAAUCGUUGAACAGAUCCUAAAUGAGAACAAAUUUUCGGUGGUGGCUCUGACACGAAGGGAACAUGUCGAAUCACCAGUCAGUAACGUACAAUACGUACAAACAGACUAUGAUGAUCACACAACACUUGUGCAACAACUAGAGCGCCAUGCAGUACAGACGGUGAUCUGUGCAAUUGGCAUGUUAGGAGAUGACUGUUCACAAGCCCAAAUCAGUUUGAUCAAAGCUGCCGACGAGGCAAGCACGGUACAAAGGUUUAUAACAAGCGAGUUUGGCUAUUUUACACGUGAAGAGUACCGCCCCCUGGCCCUCCAGAUAUACUUGAACCUGAAGCUUACACACACCUGCAGGAGACGGCAUAUUGAUCCAGGGGUGGACUGGUUCUUGGAGGCUGCAGAUAUUCUUAAAACCAGCAAGUUGACCUAUACUCGCCCUGUUUGUGGCGCCUUCAUGGAUUUCCUGGGAAUGCCAUAUGCUCGAUCAAAUAUUGCCCCAAUGAACAUUGUCAUUGACGUUCUCAAUCGACAAGCUCACAUUCCUGGGGAUGGAAAUACCCCUAUCACUAUGAUUUACAGCUAUGAUGCUGCAACAUUGGUUGCCAAGCUGUUAGAAGUUGAUGAAUGGUCUGAAUUCAGCUUUUGCAAUGGGGAUGACACAACGUUAAGUGAGGUUUUAAGGAUGGCGGAGGAAAUCUGCGGUGAAAAGUUUAGAGUCACCUAUCUGAAGGCCGAGGAGGUCGAAAAAGGCAAUGUUCCUAUACUCGAGGUUCCCGACGGAAGUGGCAUUCAGCCAAAGGAACUUUUAGACUACAGUGUAUUCGGCUACAUAUUCCCCGAGCCGCAGUCAAAGCCCAUUAUUCAUCCUCUAGUCGGCAUCCUGCUGCUCAAGGAUCUGAACGAUACCGAUCUCGCUACUAGUAUCUUCCUAAGGGACCUGGGGAUCGGAAAGGCUGAAUAG
Messenger RNA from Penicillium griseofulvum, 2070 nucleotides. RefSeq lists its product as uncharacterized. The record is from RefSeq and is a predicted model, not a curated record. The coding region runs from base 1 to 2070 and encodes 689 amino acids. The transcript is spliced from 11 exons. NCBI's taxonomy places the organism in Eukaryota, Fungi, Ascomycota, Eurotiomycetes, Eurotiales, Aspergillaceae.